Amoebophrya sp. A25 is the source of this 807-nucleotide messenger RNA. The record is from the annotation of a GenBank genome assembly. NCBI's taxonomy places the organism in Eukaryota, Dinophyceae, Syndiniales, Amoebophryaceae.
GCUAUAUCAAAGACUGCGCCUCGUGCAAGUGGUUCCGUUUGUAGAAAACUAAGCAUUAUAAACUGACUUCUCGCACAACCAAAGUAAGUAGCGCGUUACUUGGCAACAGCUCUCAUCACAAUGCUGGGAACCGGCUCAGUAGCGGGCCGCUGACGUACUUCGACGUGUGCGCUUUGGCCUAGCGGAGUUUGUGCUGCUUGUUGCCCGGCCGCACCUUUCACGCUUAUCAGCAUCACAGAGCGAGGCUAGGGCGUGGGCGCUAGUCCCCCGCUUGCGGGUACGCAUGGGUCAAAGAUCGGGUACUUUUUCUUGGCUUCAGUCUUCGCUUCUACUUCUGAUAUUACGAUGCAUACUCAAUUUAUUUGAUAUCCCUUGAUAAAGCUUGGCACUGUGUCGUGAAGUAGAUGCGUGCACCUUGUGUUUGUGGUGGAUGCUUAUUGGUAAUGAGCUAGUACCUAGAUACUCAACUUGUUUCGUUUGUGUCGUUUCGUCGUCCGUGCGCUUCUUGCGUGUUGCCAACGCGAUUGACCACUGCGCGAGCUACGCUGCGAAGACCACACGGUCGACCAGUUAAGGACUUAUGGAAGGUUUUGACAUCUUGUACACAAGCAAGCUACUGGUCUGCACGCUCUAUGCAGCAAACUACUUCUUUGGAUUAAAUUGACUCGCGUUCUCCUUUGCAUCUCACUCCCCGGAUCAAGAAAGGCCACCCUCUGCUCGUCCGUAGAAAUUGAAGUGGAAAGUUGUUAGAUCAUCGCGUGCUUCCAAUGUGCACUAAUCCACAAUCAGUAGGAAGGACUGGCGUGG